Molecule: messenger RNA, 2760 nt
Organism: Sardina pilchardus (European sardine)
Lineage: Eukaryota; Metazoa; Chordata; Actinopteri; Clupeiformes; Clupeidae
Gene: upf3a
Product: UPF3A regulator of nonsense mediated mRNA decay
Exons: 11
Coding region: 18-1484 (488 amino acids)
Biological process (GO): nuclear-transcribed mRNA catabolic process, nonsense-mediated decay; positive regulation of translation
Cellular component (GO): nucleolus; cytoplasm
Molecular function (GO): telomeric repeat DNA binding
Source: RefSeq, a predicted model, not a curated record
AGGGGAGAAAUGGAGAGAUGAAGUCUGAAAAGGAGCAAAUGACAGAGAGCAGGGAGAGAAGCAUCGUAGAGAUUCAGUUCAGAGAUAUCCAGCGGGAUCAGGAGAACGUUACUACCGGCCCAAAAGUCAAAGAAGAGAAAAAGGAAGUAUUUACUAAGGUUGUCAUACGCCGAUUGCCACCGAGUCUAUCCAAAGACCAGUUGGAGGAACAACUUAGUCCAUUGCCGUCAUAUGACUAUUUCGAAUUCUUUCCAGCUGAUCAUAGCCUUUAUCCGCAUCUCUUCUCAAGAGCAUAUAUCAAUUUCAAAAACCCAGAGGACAUAGUUCUCUUCAGGGACCGUUUUGACGGUUAUGUUUUCAUAGACAGCAAAGGCCAGGAAUAUCCGGCAGUGGUAGAAUUUGCACCUUUUCAAAAAAUAUCCAAAAAGAAGUUGAAGAAGAAAGAUGCCAAAGCAGGGAGCAUUGAAGAAGACCCAGAGUACAAGCGGUUUUUGGAGACCUACUCUUGUGACGAGGAGAAAUCAAUGGCCAAUCCAGAAACAUUACUCGGAGAAAUCGAGGCAAAGACCAGAGAACUCAUAGCUAAAAGAACGACGCCACUGUUGGAGUACAUCAAAAAUAAGAAACUAGAAAAACAGAGAAUCAGAGAGGAGAAGCGAGAGGAGAGGAGGCGCAGAGAGCUGGAGAAGAAGAGACAGAGGGAGGAGGAGAAGAGGAAACGCAGGGAGGAGGAGAGGCGGAAACGCAAAGAGGCCGAGAAGCAGAAGAAACUCUCUGAGAAGGAAAUCAAGAUUAAGCUUCUGAAGAAGUGUGACCGGGAUGAAGACGUGGACUCGGACAGACUCAAAGAGAAGGGAGACAGCGGCGAGCCGGACAGGAGUAAAUGGGAGAAGCCCGCUGCUGCUCACAUGAAAGCCAAAGAGCAAAAGGAGAAGGGUCAGGCGGAGAGCGACAAGGAGCAGCGCGAGGGCCACGGCCGACGCCAGAGGGACCGCGAGCACCGGGCCCGCGACGAGGAGCGCAAGCGCCAGCGCCACCACGACUUCGACAAGUUUGCGCGCCGCAAGGACGAGACCAAGUGGGGCAAGGGCUACUGCCAGGAGCGGGCCAAGAAAGACGGCCACGGGCACCACGCGUACGGCUACUGCGGCCCCGACGCCGGGGACAAGCUGGGCAACCAGGACAGGGACGACAUGGCCAGCCGGAAGGAGCGGAUCCGCAACAAGUCUGUGUUAGCGCUUCAGGAGAAAAGGACCUCCCAGUCUGAGGGGCUGGACCAGAUAAGAGGGGCUCUGCCAGAGAAGGACCGGCCCGCCAUGCAGCUCUACCAGCCCGGCGCCCGCAACCGCAAGCGCCUGGGCUCCUCCUCGGGCAAUAAGGCCUUCGACUGCGCCGGCCAGUCGCCCGAGUCGUCGCACUGCGGCGACCGCUGCUACAACGACGCCGUCCUGGGGACGGGGUCGGAGAAGAGCGGCGACGAGUAAAAGCGAGGCCGGACGGGGACGCGAAAAAAGCCCCGGACGCGAGUAGUGAAGGCCGACGAUGCUCUUAGUAGUCUCCACGAGAUGACGUUGUCGUCCCGUCAUCGCCUGAUUUCUGAUGUUGUUUGCUUUUUGUUUGUGCGUUUGUUUUUUGUUUAUUUUUGCUUGCUUUGCUACUGACUCUGUUUGGAUAGAGCACAAUAAUGAAACUCCCUCACUGUAGCUAUUUCAACUGGCCCCAUGUACCCAAACGCGUGCAAAUCCUGCGGACGGAUGCAUAGUCUGUCGUUGGUGCUGUAGUACUAGGAGUUUGUGUUGACGUCUGAUGUACCUGAGAGUUACAGUAGAUUUAGAUUCCAUGAAGUGCCGCGUCAGUGGCAGAGCUCAUGGGAGGAAUUUGUUGAGGUAGCACAUGUUUUAAAAACUGUCCAUUGACACUCUGAGCUGAGAUGGGAUACCUCAUUGUUCGUGUAACAGAUGAAUUUAUUACAGGCCUUUUGUAGUGAACUGCAAUGGAUUCCUUUUAGAUUGUAGACUUUGUAAAGAAUGUCUUUAGACUUUAUCAUAGAGAAAGUAUCGAUAUUUGAAAAAAUAAGAUAUUUAAAAAUGAAAAACAUAUGGAUAUACUGUAUCUCCACCACUGUAUCUAAGACUAAUUGUUCUUUGGACCCACAUAUACAUUGUAUACUGUGUGUGCAUUGAGGGGGUGAAUGUGAGAGUGGAAAAGAGAAAGUGUGUUGAAUUAACUGCGUAUACUAUGUAUCUGUCAAUAUCACAGGAUUCUGUUUGACUACUGUAUAAUAUUACGCAUGUAACCCCAUGUUUAUCGUAGCCCUCAUUUUUAAGGUGCUCUUAAGUGACCUGCUGUUAAAAAAACAAAACCACAUAUACUGGCUCCAGGUGUAUGCCUACUGUUCAAAAUCUGAAUCUCUGUGAGCCAAGAAGAACGGAACUUUUUUUUAUUAUUAUUCAGAAAUACUAACUGUAAGGUAAACAUGCUGGACUUAAAUAUAUGAAGACGUUGAUUAAGAGACUUUCAAAAUUGUUAAGAUUUCUACAAAGCAGUGAAACAUGUAACAUGUACCUUGUGUAACAUGCCUUAGAUAUGAUUUUUGCACAUGGUAUUGUGAAACCAAUUUUUGUCCAAAUACGUAUUACAGGGUUAACAGACAGAAUGUCUGAUAUUGUGAAUCUGGUCUAUCUCUUUCCAGAUUGGUGUCUGGGGACCUUGACAAAGCAGGAUAUCUUUUUGAAAACAGAUGAAAAUAAAAUAGCAUUA